ACUAAGAAAAAGAUUGAAUGUCUGCCUCGGAGUGAUUACAAUAUCGAAACGGGAGCUGAAACUGAUCUCCUCUACACCGACUUACAAAGCGACAAAAUCUUUGAACAAAAAAAAACAUGUCCGAAACAAACCCAGAAGAAGGUGACCCGUCGGCGGUAAGUAGCAAAGUCGAACCCACUCAAGCCGGAGAUGAACAAAAGGUGAAAAAGGAUGACGGCACUAACAAGGACAAGGGAAAGAAAAAGAAUCCAGUUCAAAUGACAUAUGUGUCGGCCACUCAGAUUGAACGAAUGGUUACAGUCAGCUUAUAUAUGCACAACCUCUCCUGGAAGCACCUUUCGUGUCGGCAGUUCUAUUGGUUCACCAUGCCACAAGCUGUUCUAACGGCGGUGGCGAGUGUGCUGGCGUUUGUGGCAACAUCGGACGCUUUGAGCGACGACGAAGCGUCAAAAGUUAUACUUAACUUAAUUGUCGGUUCAACGGCGAGCUUAGUUGUAUUUCUACAAACCAUGAGUGGGCUUAAGAAUUAUGGCACAAGAGCAGCGAUGCACCAAGGAGCUGCGGUUGAUUUGAAAGAUCUACUAUGUGAUCUACAUAUCUUGAAAAUGAAAAUGAGUCAAGUUGAGAAUAUAGACCAGGAAUAUCUCGACAUGAUGCGAGGCAUUCAACCUAAGGAUCCCGAGGCAGACGCAGAAGCAGACAAAGAGGCACUAAAGUAUAGUGAAACCUUUGGGACCAUUCAAAGUCGUUUGACUCAGACACUCAAUGCAUGCAAAUCGAACAUCCCUAUGGAGAUAAGCGCAGCAUUCAAUGGACUUCGAACCACGGCACAUCUUGCAAUGACAAAAGCAAAUUUUGAAUCCUUCGAAAAAAUCUACGGACACGAAAACUUUCUGAAUACCUACUAUUCCAAGGCUGAUGACAUCCUACAAGGAGAAAUCCUUGGCUCCAGAUUCUUUCCGAUGAAACUUCCUUACUCCAAGGUAAUGGUGAAGAAAACUAUGGAAAUUCUUUACACGCAAUUCAAGGAUUACGACCGUCAUGAUUUCGGCUUCGACUCGUCUACCGACGACGCGACAAACGAUGUUGAAAAACAGGGUGAAUCAAAAUAAUUGUCGGCUCAUCAUGUUUGAUGUUUUUUUACCGAUCCACCACCGGGUGGUCUUACAUAUUCUUUCUGUGCUUUGUCCUCACUCAGCAAGCUCGGAGUCAAUCUUUCAACCCUCUUAAGCUGCUGUAUUAUAAAAUUGAAUUCUUGAU
Molecule: messenger RNA, 1260 nt
Organism: Pseudo-nitzschia multistriata
Lineage: Eukaryota; Bacillariophyta; Bacillariophyceae; Bacillariales; Bacillariaceae
Source: the annotation of a GenBank genome assembly